Molecule: messenger RNA, 2295 nt
Organism: Populus nigra (black poplar)
Lineage: Eukaryota; Viridiplantae; Streptophyta; Magnoliopsida; Malpighiales; Salicaceae
Product: phragmoplastin DRP1E
Exons: 15
Coding region: 185-2050 (621 amino acids)
Cellular component (GO): membrane; microtubule; cytoplasm
Molecular function (GO): GTP binding; microtubule binding; GTPase activity
Source: RefSeq, a predicted model, not a curated record
AGCCAAGCCAAAGGAGCCAAGUAGCCACCAGAAAAAGAGUCAAGUCACCGGCAUACACACUGACAUUUCUAACAAAACAGGCACCUCAGAGCCAAACGUUUCUUCGUUGAAACUUCUCUGAACUUGUUCUAGAAAAACAAAAUUUUGAGCUUAUUUUAGGGUUUUUUUUUAAAAAUUUGCAAAGAUGACAACCAUGGAGAGCUUGAUAGGGCUAGUAAAUAGAAUCCAGAGAGCUUGUACAGUUCUCGGAGACUACGGUGGCGUUGAUAACGCUUUCUCUUCCCUUUGGGAAGCUCUUCCCUCUGUUGCCGUCGUUGGUGGACAGAGUUCAGGAAAAUCUUCAGUCUUGGAAAGCAUUGUUGGUCGAGACUUUCUUCCCAGAGGAUCAGGGAUUGUGACAAGGAGGCCUCUGGUACUGCAGCUGCAUAAGACUGAAGAUGGGUCACAAGAGUAUGCUGAAUUUCUUCAUCUCCCGAAAAGACGAUUCAGUGAUUUUGCUGUGGUGCGAAAAGAAAUUCAGGAUGAAACUGAUAGAAUCACUGGGAAAACCAAACAAAUUUCUCCUGUUCCUAUCCAUCUCAGCAUCUAUUCUCCAAAUGUUGUCAACUUAACCCUGAUCGAUUUACCUGGUUUAACAAAAGUUGCUGUUGAGGGACAGCCUGAAAGUAUUGUUCAGGACAUCGAAACUAUGGUCCGCACUUAUGUAGAGAAGCCGAAUUGUAUUAUACUUGCUAUAUCUCCAGCCAAUCAAGAUAUAGCAACUUCAGAUGCUAUCAAGCUUGCUAGGGAAGUGGAUCCCUCAGGUGAACGAACCUUUGGGGUGCUGACUAAGUUGGAUUUGAUGGACAAAGGGACCAACGCCUUAGAUGUUAUUGAAGGAAGAUCUUAUCGGCUGCAGCAUCCUUGGGUUGGAAUUGUGAACCGAUCCCAAGCUGACAUUAAUAAGAAUGUUGACAUGAUUGUGGCAAGGCGCAAGGAGCGCGAGUAUUUUGCGACUAGUCCUGAUUAUGGGCAUUUAGCCAAUAAAAUGGGUUCAGAAUAUCUGGCAAAACUUCUCUCAAAGCACUUGGAGUCUGCAAUUAGGGCUCGCAUACCAAGUAUCACAUCGUUGAUUAACAAAACCAUUGAUGAGCUUGAAUCAGAGAUGGACCAUCUGGGUAGACCUAUUGCUGUUGAUGCUGGGGCUCAAUUAUACACCAUAUUGGAACUUUGCCGUGCAUUUGACAAGGUAUUCAAGGAGCAUCUGGAUGGAGGGCGACCUGGAGGUGACCGGAUUUAUGGAGUUUUUGAUAAUCAACUCCCUGCUGCUUUGAGGAAGCUGCCAUUUGAUCGACAUCUCUCUCUGCAGAAUGUGAGGAGGGUGGUCUCAGAGGCAGAUGGUUAUCAGCCGCAUUUGAUUGCUCCAGAGCAAGGAUACCGUCGUCUAAUUGAGAGUGCACUGAAUUAUUUUAGGGGGCCAGCUGAAGCCUCUGCAGAUGCUGUCCACUUUGUCUUAAAAGAGCUUGUCAGAAAGUCAAUUGCAGAAACUCAGGAAUUGAGGCGUUUUCCUUCCCUGCAAGCUGAAUUGGCAGCUGCUGCUAAUGAAGCGUUGGAGAGAUUCCGAGAGGAUAGUAAGAAGACAGUUAUUCGAUUAGUGGAUAUGGAAUCUUCAUACUUGACUGUGGAUUUCUUUCGAAGGCUUCCACAGGAAGUAGAAAAUAAAGGAGGAAAUCCAGCUAUUCCAGCUAAUCCAGCUUCCUCAACCGUGGACCGAUAUUCAGAGAUGCACUUCAGGAGGAUUGGGUCAAAUGUGUCCUCUUAUGUUGGUAUGGUGUCUGAGACACUUAAGAACACAAUUCCCAAGGCCGUGGUGCAUUGCCAAGUUAAAGAAGCCAAACAAUCAUUGCUAAAUUACUUCUACACUCAAAUUGGGAAGAAAGAGGGUAAGCAGCUUUCACAGUUGUUAGAUGAAGACCCUGCAUUGAUGGAAAGAAGACAACAGUGUGCAAAACGGCUUGAAUUAUACAAGGCAGCGAGGGAUGAGGUUGAUUCUGUAUCGUGGGCUCGAUAGAGAGUGGAUUUAUAUAUGAAAUAGCUUGUACUAUAGUCACUUAAACUGACGAUCCAGACUCAUGGCGGGUGAAAUUUUUUUCUGGUUGCUUAUAUUGUUUUUCACCCAUGUUUAGAUUCUUUAUAGUGUUGGUGGGGUUGGGAUGAAACUUCGGUUAUGCUUGGUGGUUGUAGUAGAUACAUGUGAUGGUUUUACAUCUGGAAACUUGUAGGCUUCCUGGUGUAAUGUAUUAUUUGAUUGCUUAA